This is a messenger RNA of Zymoseptoria tritici IPO323, 595 nucleotides long. RefSeq lists its product as uncharacterized. The coding region runs from base 44 to 412 and encodes 122 amino acids. NCBI's taxonomy places the organism in Eukaryota, Fungi, Ascomycota, Dothideomycetes, Mycosphaerellales, Mycosphaerellaceae. The record is from RefSeq and is a predicted model, not a curated record. The transcript is spliced from 3 exons.
CACACUUUCAAUCAACCAAACCAACACACACACAUCAAUCAACAUGUCUCAAUCCAACGUCGGCAGCGCUGGUGUGUACGAGGCCGGUGAUCAACGCAACUCUGAUGUCGAGGAGAUCAGGAAGCUCCAGGAGGAAGAGCGCUUCCACGAGGGAAAGAAGAACUCUCACAACCCCGACGAUCCCAAGGACGAGCGCUCCAUCGCCAACAGACUGGAGCGUGAGGCCAAGCGCAACGAGGACGACUCCGCCGGCAAGGACCUGAGCACCGAGGACAAGCUCGCCCAGAUGGAUGCCACCGCACCGGCCAUCUCUCACGGCAACGAGCCAUCCAAGGGCGCCAAGAUCGACCAGCAGCUCCGUGAAGAGGAGGAGGAGAUCCUCAAGAAGAAGGGCGCCUACAACCCUCAGUAGAGGAUGGGUUCAUUCCACCACUUGUCAUGACAAAAGCGAGCGUACCAGAGCGCGAGGAGUUUGGACACAGUCACAUACAGCAGUCUGUAUUGAGGACGUCGGACAUUUGAAGUGCAUAGAGAGGGCUCGUUCAGUUACAGAGCCGGCGCUCGCCGACGGAAAAUGAAGUGAAUGUUAUGAUUC